This is a messenger RNA of Paramisgurnus dabryanus, 926 nucleotides long. Its product is annotated as structural maintenance of chromosomes protein 5-like. The record is from RefSeq and is a predicted model, not a curated record. NCBI's taxonomy places the organism in Eukaryota, Metazoa, Chordata, Actinopteri, Cypriniformes, Cobitidae.
UGGGAUCAGUUUUGGUUUUUACGGUGGAGAGAGACGAAUAGCGACAUGGAUUCCUUUCAAUUUUAUGUACGACUUCAAAAAUUUCUUUUAAAGAGAGAAAUUCCUGACUGUCCUUCAGAGUUGCGGAAGGUGAAAUGUGCGUUUGGAAAUGUUGCCAUCAAAGGCUUCAAGUUCCUAUAGGACAUUUGUUCUCAGGCUACAGAACUGAUCAUUUUAUCAGACAUUACAUCUAUUUAUUUUGUGUUCUCUUUUGAAUGCCAGAAACAUUGCAGACUUCAUUGACCCAGGCUCAUGGACCGAGAAAACAGGAAAAGACCUUGAGUGUUUUCCUCAACACUGCAGUGGGAAUUCUUGUGGUGUCUACAUGCUGAUGUAUGCUCUCAGCAUCUGCACAUCAUGUCCUUUAACAUUUACAGAGGAGGAGGUGCCAUUGAUUCACCAGUGGUGGUGUAUUCAGCUAAUGGAAAAGUUUUGCCUAGAAGGGCAUGGACAGAGGUUUGCAUACUGGACUAAAGAAUCAUCCCAACUCCUUCAGGGAACACUUCAGCCUGUCUUUAGAGUUUCGAAAUCCACCACCACCAAACUGUUGCCCAGCAGAAGAGUUGUGGUUGAACAGGACAUUAAUAAGGUGCAGCAGCCAACCAUUCUGAGAGACCUGUAUACAGUGUGGAACUGGAUACACAGUCACAGAGACUUAUUCCGUGGGGAGGUGACAGAGCCUGCUUUUCUGCAAAUGACCAUUGAUGACCAACAAAAUGCCAUCAAAAGGGUCAUGUGUGAUGAAUUCCCUGAGGCAAAGGAUGACUUUAUGUUUAUUUUUCAAUGUCAAGAGGACAUGGAGAAAUUUUUGUCCUACUGCAUUGAUGAAAAAGGCUUGAAGGUCAAUGCAAUGUUCCUGGAGUGAGGGAUGGAGGGAGGGAGGAAGA